Molecule: messenger RNA, 8589 nt
Organism: Trichogramma pretiosum
Lineage: Eukaryota; Metazoa; Arthropoda; Insecta; Hymenoptera; Trichogrammatidae
Product: SH3 and multiple ankyrin repeat domains protein 3-like
Exons: 14
Coding region: 99-4760 (1553 amino acids)
Cellular component (GO): dendritic spine; postsynaptic density; postsynaptic membrane
Molecular function (GO): synaptic receptor adaptor activity; ionotropic glutamate receptor binding
Source: RefSeq, a predicted model, not a curated record
ACCUCGACGAGAAGCAGUUGAAGGCGCUGCACACGAGGACGAAUCUGCGCAGGCUACUCGACUACGUGGCCAACAGCCAGGUCGAGAAAAUCGCCAAGAUGUGUGGCAAGGGCCUCGAUCCGAACUUUCACUGUCAGGACACGGGAGAAACGCCGCUUACCCUGGCGUCGACCCUGAAGAAAGCUUCGAAAGUCAUCAUAGCCCUGGUGAACGGCGGCGCGCUACUGGACUACCGAACGAAGGACGGCCUAACGGCGAUGCAUCGCGCCGUCGAGCGCAACAAUCUCGAGGCCGUGAAGACGCUGCUCGAGCUCGGCGCCAGUCCCAAUUACAAGGACCCCAAGGGCCUGACGCCGCUCUACUACAGCGUCAUCUACAAGACCGACCCGAUGCUGUGCGAGACGCUCCUCCACGAUCACGCCACGAUCGGCGCCCAGGAUCUGCAGGGCUGGCAGGAGGUUCACCAGGCCUGUCGCAACAAUCUCGUGCAGCACUUGGAUCACUUGCUGUUCUACGGCGCGGACAUGAACGCGCGCAACGCGUCGGGCAACACGCCGCUGCACAUCUGCGCGGUGAACAACACCGACUCGUCCUGCAUCAGGCAGCUGCUGUUCCGCGGCGCCCAGAAGGACGCCCUGAACUACGCCAAUCAGACGCCCUAUCAGGUGGCCGUGAUCGCCGGCAACAUGGAGCUCGCCGACGUCAUCAAGAACUACCAGUCCGACGAAGUCGUUCCGUUCAAGGGCCCGCCACGUUACAAUCCAAAGAGACGCUCCGUAGCCUUUCUCAGCCUGUCCACGAGCUGCUCGGCCGGCAAUCUCGGCACCCUGAGCAGGCUCGCCUCGCCGUCCGCGGUUGAUUACCAGCAGCCGCUCACCCCGUCCUCGCCCAUCGGCAUGAGCAUGAUGUCCGCCUCGAUGAUUUCGUCCUCGUCGACGGGCGGCGCCACCACGGGCGCCUCGUCCUCGGCCUCCUCCUCGUCCUCGUCGGCCAACAAUACGCUUACCCGGGGCAGCGAUCAGCGCCAGCAGCUGCUCCAAGACUUCCAUCAUCAGCUGCAUCAUCAGUCCAAUGCCAGCCGCGCGGUGUCGUCGGCCGAUGCCUUCCUGGCGGCCGGCCGCGCGGCCUCCACUCCGACCACAGAGCUCGUCGGCGGCCCCAACGCGGGUCCAACGACGGGCCAGCAGCAACAGCUACCGUCCAGUAAUAAUGUUAAUAGUAACGCUAGUAAUACAGGAGCCAACAGUGCACAAAAUACCAGUACCAUCCAGAGAAUUCCGUCCGAUCAUCAUCAGCAUCAUCAGCAUCAUCAUCAGAUGCAGCAUCAGAGAAUUAACAGCUCGGAUUAUCAGUGUCCCGCGCAGCUCAGGGAACACGCUGCGAGAUUACCGAGCUCCAACGAGUCGCACUACGGUCAGGCCCUGAACAGGCUUCACCAGGAACACCGCUAUGAGCUACAACAACAGCAGCAGCAACAUCAUCAUCAACAACAACAACAGCACCACCGCUACGACGGUGUGCAUCCGGGCGUGGGUGGUCUUAGACCCCUGGAAAUGCCACCGUCGCCGUCGCCCAGCAGUCGGAGCCUCGCGCCCUUCAGCUCGGCGAGCUCCAGUCUGUCCGAAGGUAGCAAUCAACCGUCCGGUGAAGAUUCGGCCAGCAUCGUCACAGACAAGAGCAUGGGCGACACGGCCUCGGACGUCAUAAGCGACAGCUCGGGCGUCGGCACGUCCCAGUCCGACACGACCAACAACUCGCUCACGAUACCCGGCACCACGGUCGUCUGCGUGGAGAACUACAGCAGCGGCAUACCCGGCCAUCUGUCCAUCAAUCAGGGCGACAUACUCGAAGUGACAGGAGCGACGGAUUGCGGCCUGCUCGAGGGUGUGCUGCGCGGCCAGGGCACGGGUCUGUUUCCGGCGCACUGCGUGCAAGAGGUCCGACUGCGCCACACGAGCGUCGUGCCGAUGAACAUGCCCGCGGGAGCCGGCGGCGGAGCGGGAGCAGGAGGAGGAAUCGUCAGCGCUCAGCAGCAGCAGCAGCAGCCGAUGGCGGCCAGCUUGGCGGCGGCGGCGGCACAGGCCGGCAGGAACCGGGUGCUCGGGCGUCGCGAGUCCCAGCACAACUUUUACUCGACGAAUUGCAGAAUAACCACGGAGCCGCGCACGGUGGUGCUGCAUCGCUCGCGCAAGGGCUUUGGCUUCGUUCUGCGCGGCGCCAAGUCCACCACGAAUCUCACCGAGGUCACGCUAUCGGCGAGGUAUCCAGCCCUCCAGUACCUCGACGACGUCGACGAGGGUGGCGUGGCCGACCUAGCGGGUCUGCGCAAGGGUGACUUCCUCAUACAGAUCAACGGCGAGGACGUGACCACAGCCCUGCACGAGCACGUGGUCGAUCUCAUACGCAAGUCCGGCGAGCUCGUGCGAAUGACCGUCGUGUCGCCGGUCCUGAGCCUGCCCAACUCCCAGUCGGCCGCCGCACUGCAGACUAGUCAGCCGCUACAGCGGCAAUACGCGACGCUGCCGCGCAAGACCAACAACAACAGCCUCGGCGUGGGUAACGCCGGCACCCUGGGCAGAUCGGGUCCAGCCCCGCAGCCGCCGAGACGCGACCCCAAGACGACCCUUAGCGUAGGUCGCGCGCGCGCCCGCUCGAUGGUCGCCGGUUUGGGUGGCGGCGAGAAGGACGAGCGCGACGAGAUGUCGACCAGCGGCGUCGGCUGCAUGAAGUCAAACAGUUCGGAGUCGCUGCAUCUGAGCCAGCAGGCCCAGCAGGCGGUCAACAAUCAGCCGAGGGUGGCCAGCAUACGCUCGAGACCCACGUCGUCGCGCAUAACAGCGGCCGAACUCGAGGAGUUAUUCCAGCGUCAGCAGGGCGUGCCACCGGUAAUCGGCAACGGCACGUCGAGCCUGAACACGAGGUACGGCUCGGCGAUGCACAUCAACCAGAUGAAGACGCUACCGGCGACGACGCAGCAUCAACCGCAGCAGCAACCAUCGCCACAACCGUCGCAAAAGAGUAAUAAGACGGGCAAAGUUUACGCGAGCGUGGCCGAAAUGAAGCGUAAAGGCAAAGUAAGGAUGAGAAAGGGAAAUCAAUGUAGCAAUUCGUCGCGAGUACGUUUCUUCGGGGGUCUCGGCGUCGGCGGCGGCUCGGAGCUGCGCCGCGACUUUCACAGCACACCCGACCUCCAGGCCGCGGCGGCAGCCCAAGCAGCUGCUCAGGCAGCCGCGAGCAUGUCGGCGACGGCGGCCUGCGUGAUCGGCUUCGGGGCCAAGGGCCACCGCAGCCAGGAGGACGUGAACAACGCCGCUAUCUAUCUCAGCCGCAACGGUGGCGGUUGUCUGCCACCGCCGAAUCAUCCGCCGCCUCCGCCGCCCGUUGGCCAACUGGUCAAGGUCAGCGUCGCCCAGGUGCCUGGUCAGCAGCAGCCAACCCAGGCCAACGAGGUCACCCCCGCGUCGGUAUACGACAAUAUGGCGCAUAUACAGCAAGUCAAGGAAUUAGCAGCAGCGACAGCGGAAAACAAUUACGGCGUGAUGUCGAGUUUCCGACCGUCCAACAACGCCAAACUCUACGCGUCGCCGGAGGACAUGAAGUCCGUCGGUUAUCGUCCGCGAAACAUGGCCGCGGCCAAUGCCAAUGCUGGAGUUAAUAACGCAAAUCUACAGCAGCAACAACAGCAGCAACAGCAACAACAGCAACAACAACAGCAGCAGCAACAACAACAGCAAAGAGGCCAAUUACGAAAAUCGCACAGUUUGCGCACGACGAAUAAUGCUGGACCCACCCAGGGACAGAAUCAGGCCAACGGUGACGUUAAGAAUGGCAAUCAGUACGCUCAACCUCUGAAAAAUGGUAGAAGCCACAGUACAGCCGGUCUGAUCCGCGAGAGAAAAAAGAAGUCGAACGGCAGUGUUGUGAAUACCGUAAAUGGAGUCAACGUACCACCGAUUCCCGAGCCCGACUACAGCCUCAGCGAGUCGGAUAACGACGAGGCACUGACCGACGAAGGCGAGGAGGAAAUCGCCAAGGAGCUAGAAAAGGCCGCUCAGAGAGAAAAGCUCGAGGCGGCUCGCGAGACCUCGGGCAAUUCGAACGCCUCUGCCGGUAGCGGAAGCAGCAACAGCAGCUCGUCCGGAUCGCUGCCACACUCGUUCAGCGUCGAGGAGAUUCAGAACGUGCGGAAACAACUGAAGACGCAACAAAUACUCGUCGAGGACGGCGACAAUAGUUCAAGUGGCGUCAGUUCCGAUCAAGACGUGCCGGUAGGACCUCCGACGGGUUUCGACGAUACGCAAGCUCGCAAAAAUGAAGCCAAUCAUCACCAUCAACAGCAGCAAAAUGCUCAUCAUAAAGCGCAAAACGAGAAAAACAGUGGCAUCGUUGUGACACAGACGACACAAUGUCCGCAGCAACAGCAGCAGCCGCAGCAGCAACAACAGAAACGAGUGACGUACGGCGGUGUUUUGACGAGGCACGCCGUCUCUUUGGCUCAAUUGCCACCACCCUUGGAGGCUGACGCCGAGGAGCAGAACAACGAUCUGUUCGUGCCACCGCCACCGGAAUUUAACGCAGACGGCACGCCGGUCGUACCAAGCGACGAGCUCGUGUUCGCACCGCCGCCGCAGUUCUCCGACAAUGGCAGGCAGCAGCAUCUGCAACAGCAGCAACAGCAGCACAGGGUGAAAAUAAUCGGCGCGAUACCGAAGAGCGGAUGCCAGGUUAAGCCGCCCAGCGGUAGGCUACACAGCCAAUGAAGAUUGAUCCGCGGUCGCGCGCUCGAGGUGAUCGAGGAGGUCACCAGAAUGGACUUUUAAAUAAAAAAAAGCCGUUAAAAGCUUUCAUCAAAGAUCCUCGCGUGCAAAGAGUAAAAAAUAAUGCAUAGGGCUUGGAAGAAUUUCAUGAAUUCGCUAGCACAGUGUGCCGUGGAGUUCCGAGUUUCUGCGAACCAGUUUCCAAUCGUUGGAGGCGAGGAUCAUUGGCGAAAAAAGUAAUGUGAACCGAAUGGUAUAUUUGAGAAAAUAACGACAAUCCGUGUCGAUGAUUACCGAGUGGUAAGAAAGCUGUAAAUCAAAAUGAUUUGAUUUCAUUCAUCGUGUUUAGUUUAAUUGUUUAAGUUGAGCUGGUAACCUCGUGACUCUUAUUUUAGUCCUGUCUAUAUUUAUUAUCCAAAUGAGACGUUCCGAGCUAUUUAGUUUCGAUUCGUAGUUAUGCUUAGGACGUAUGUUUUAUUACUAAAGAAUAAUCUUUUAGACUCGUCGUUUGUACAUUAUUGUCCUAAAAAUUUAGUUUUGUUUUUGUGCCAGCUGUGUUAUUAUUAAAUUUCCAAUGUUAUUUGUAAGAGUUUACUCAUAAUGUGUCUUUAAAAUAUCUAAUUCAAUUAGUUAUCAAUUUUUGUAUAUAAUUUGUGGUUUUAGUCAUUCUGAAUUAUAAGUUAUUCAUACGUAUUAUUAAAAGAAUAUUAAUUAUUUGUUAAGUUUAGGUGUGGAGUAAAAACUUCAGAUUUUUAGUUACGUGUAUUAUAUCGUUACGAAUUGCGAUCAUGUCGUUCGAUUUGUUUUUCGAGAGUCGUUUCGAUUUACAGUUUUGAUGAAACAAAACAAGAAAAAAAAAUUAUGAGCCGACUUUAAUGAAGAGGUGAAAUCGAUUGUUUUAAGAUUUCACGGGCAACGAACUCUUCCAGCAGAACACAUUUUUAAAUGUCUUACCAGAUCAUGGCGCAUACGAUAGAAAUUAAUCAAAUUUGAGAAUCUGUUAUCAAAAAAUUUUUAUUCAAAGUUUUUGUAAAAUACAAUUUUCGAUGAAAUUGUAAUUGACAUUUUGUAUCCAAUUAUAUUUUCUUUAUACAAGUGUAAAUUUAUUAAAAUAUGCAUUUUAUAGGAUGAAUUGAUACGAAAACAUUUUUCCCAAUGCUUUAGCAUCUUUCCAUGAUACGAACAAUGAUCCAACAAUUAUGCAUUUACCGACUGAAUGUAAUCGGACUACGUGUACAAGUGCACGCCGAAAUUCCAAUUAAAUACUGCAUAAAUUGUAAAGAUACUAAAAUCUUAUUAAAAAUUAAUGGGUAAUUUUAACUUGAAAAAGUAUUUCUAAUUAUUGUUUUUAAAAUAAUUAAAUACUAAAAUUUGCGAAUUUUGUUAUUAUGUUUCACGACCAAUUUUUAUAAUAAUAAUCUUUUUACCUUUGUAAAGCUUUGAGAAAAAGCGAAUUAAAUCUUCCAGAUGCACAAAAGUACGACAUUAAAAAAAAUGUGCUCGAAAUCGGCAAAAGUUUGAUAUAGUACAUUGAUAUCUUCGAGAUUGGAACUAGAACGGGAGUAUCAACAACUCUAUGAGUGCUUGCAUUGAACAUGUGUAUACUUAAAAAAGCGAGGCGCGACGCGACGCAAUACAAAACAAAAAAUAACUAAGAAGCAAACAAUUGUUUUUUUCAUACAUGUUUCAUGUACGUGUAUUUAUAAUACUUUUACGAUAAAAAAUAGCAGGUAUCAAAUAAAUGAUGAUGAAAAAAUUGCAAAAUAUCACAGGCAAUAAGGGUAAAUAUACAUCGUUGUCUAUCCAAAAUUAUGAGUGUAAUUUUCACAGAAAAAGUUUUACGCAAAAACGUAUAUGACUAAUCAACAAAACAAAAAAAAAAAUAAAGUAGCCGAAACAACGAAACCCGUGAAUUUACAAUUUGUAUCGUAUACACGAAAAACUUUUCUAAUACCAAUGUAUCUAUACUCAAAAAAUAAGAAGUUUGACAAAAAUCGUCGAGAAAAAGUUUUUUCAAGAGUAAAAGUCAUGUACCUAUAAUAUACUAGGCGUUGAAUACUUGCAUUUUCUGUUUAUCAAUUUAUUAGAUUUCUAAAGCCGAUAUUCCAUAAGAAACGCUCUGCACAUUCCGUCGCACUAUUUUCUUUUCGUGAAAUCAUCGUUCGAUGCUUGAAAAGCAAGGCUAAUUUCCUUCCAGAAAUUCAUAUAACGUGCGGUUCUUCUUGAAUAAUUCGCGUCACAAGUUAAACGAAGAAUGACAAAAAAAUUAAAUAAAAACUCAAGCAUAUAUGCACAUGAAGCGAUACGUCCAAGCACCUAUAAUAAUUGUGUGUAAAGCCACAUAAAUGGUUAUAUAAUUCAAGCAUACACAUAAAAAGUCAUUAGAUCCAAUAGUACGAUUAAUUUUAUUUUACUAUGGUUAUAAAUAAGACACGGAUGUUUUAAUGAUUAAAAUAAGCGCGGCUUAUUGUAAACGUGCGGCAUCGUAAAAAUAAAGAUGCCUGUAAUUAUUACUAAUUUUUAAUGUAAAACAUCUGUGUGUAGCUUUGUAAAAUAUAGAUCAUAGACUUUCGUACAAUAGGCGUCUUCGAAUAUUGUCAUUGUAUCAUUUUUCAAUAUGAUUAAUAGAGCGACUAAUCAAUCUUUUUCCUUUAACUGUAAGUUAUACGUCGCUUUGUAAUUUUUAUCAAAACAUAUUGUUUUCUCAAUCAUAUAUUUGAUUAAAAAUCCUCGUUGAUCGAAACAAAAAAAAGGCCGAUGUAAGCGAAGAUUAAUGGGCUGGUCAAGUCGUGUAAUAAAUAAUUAUUUCUCGUUGUAUAUAUCAAAUUAUAUAUUAUAUAUUAUAUAUAAAUUAUGAAGAAAAAGACUAAAUUGUAAGUUCAAACUUCCUUUUUUUUUCCUUCGUGCAAUUGAAAUUACGAAAUGAUUAAUAUUAACGUAUAUAGGGCCGAUAAACGCUGCGAAGCGAGUGCAGAAGUGUUGCAGAGGCGUCGUAAUGUAUGAACUAUUAUCUUAUAAUCCUACGAUGUGUACAUAACAUUGGAGCAUGUUGAAACAAAGAAUUAGUAUAAUAACUGAAUUUUACGUUUAUUUGUAAUAUCGUAACUUCGAUAAUUAUCCAUUAUUAAAUUUGAUAUACAUACACUGUAAUUAUUAUUGCUAUUAGGUUUUUUUCUUUUUAAUAGUGAAACUUUAAAAACGAUCUUUCGCACUCUCAUCAGUGCUGAAUACAUCCAAUUUUACGAAAGUAGAGUUAAAUAGCGUAAAGAUCCCCUUGAAGAAUGAAUUCCUGUGGUUUAGUCAUCGCAGGUAAAAAGAGUAAAAGUGCAGAUUCGAAUGUGAACUUAUAUGUAAUGUUAAGGUUAAAAAAAAAAAGUGUAGGCUCUAUUGAAAUCGGACGAAUUCGACCGUAACAAGCCCAUACAGAAACUUUUGGAUGACGGCGAUCAUGAUGCGCGUGAGACGUAUGUAAUUUUUUGAUGUUCUUCAAACUGCGAAUAUUAGAGUUUUAGAUAUAGAUUUUUUCUAAAUCAUCGUCAUUAAAAAAAAAAGUUAAAAUAAAUAAAUGAACUUUGCUAGUGAAAAAAAAAUAAUAAAAAUAAAUAUAUUAUCCCACGAUUACAGCAAUGCGCAAGCACAAACUUUGUGAGUUCGUUUAAUAAUUUUUCUUCGUGUCUUCCAAAGUUUCCAAUGUACGAACUGUGUAACAGUUUUCAUAAGUAAGUUCGCUGCUUCAGUUAGUUUUAUUAUACCUGUCAAUGAUGAUGAAAAAAAAAGUAAGAGAAAAAACAGAAAGAAAAUUCCGUUACGUUUCUAUGUGCAUUAAUUUAUU